AGCGCUACAGAGCUGAACUCACAAGCAGCAGCCCCAACCUUGCUGGAAUCUCGCUUUCCAUGAGGGGGCCAUUCCUCCUGCUCCAGGCUAUGGUGGGGGGCGGGGGUUGGGGAGACAGGUAUGCCAAGGGAAGGUAAUGUGGUCCCAGCUUUUCUCGUGACAGUUUCCUCUUCUUCACGAAGCUCCACAUUCAGCUGCUGCAAUGCAGGCAAAAGUGACAGACAUUCGCAGAAAAAUGUGGGAAGGGAGUUAAUGAGAUUGCAUUCAUAUGUCGUUUAUUGAGCAUGAGUUAUCUCUUUGUUUCUUGGGUUGGUAGGAAGUGAGCCGGCUGGAGAACUCAGUUGGCAGGAUCCUUUUCAGGACUGUACUUCACCUCCCCGGGUGUCUGGGCUGCAGCACCGCCAGAUGCCUCCUGCUUCUUAGCACAGGGGACAUUGACCCUCGGAGGCAAGGGGCCCUGGAACAGGGAAGCUCUCAUCGUUUUGGCAGGACCCACACGAGAACCAUCCGACACAUUGCACAGACUGAGCGGAUGAAGAGUGCCUAAGAGACUGGCGGUCAGCAUUCCCUAAGAUGGAGAAGACAGAUGCCAAAGACCAAUCCUCUCAGGCAGACGAGGAGAAAGACCAUCCAAAGAGCCACCCCUACUCGGUGGAGACCCCAUAUGGCUUUCAUUUAGACCUGGACUUCCUCAAGUAUGUGGAUGACAUUGAGAAGGGAAACACCAUCAAAAGGAUUCCUAUCCACAGAAGGGCCAAACAGGCCAAGUUCAGCACUUUGCCCCGAAACUUCAGCCUUCCUGACAGUGGGGCUCGCUUGCAUGCUGCUCUUCCCCACCCAAACUGGUCCCCACUGGUGUCCAGGAAAGUGUCGCUGGGGACAGAGGAGCGAGCCCAGGCACUGCCGCUCGGUGAUCACCCCCAAGCCUCCCUGCGUGGGAGCGAGGGGAGCUACCACAGGAGGGCCGUGCUGGCUGAGACAGCCAGACAGCUGGAGGCUGCGGCUCCCGGAGAGGCUGAGCUCGCCUCCGGGAGUGGACGGCCCCAGCUUUUGAGAGCAUGCAGCAUGCCAGCCACACUGCUGCAAAACAGGGCCUCAGAAGACUCCAGCCUCACCUCAGGUCCUCCCACACUGCCCGUCCUCAUUCCCCUUCCGGGAGAAGGCAAUGUCUGUGGGGGCACCUUUGGCCCCGCGGAAGGAUUUGAAGGUGUUCCCAACUCCACCACCAGGGCAGCUACCCAACCAAAAGUCAAAGAGCUUGGAGACCUGGUGCCAGGGAUUCCAGAACUGGUUCGGGAAACGGCUGAGCACCCGGAGGGUGAAGAAAAGGCUCCACAUCUGCUCCCUCCCCCAAGUCCUCCUUUCUCAUCCCAGAAUGCACUUGUAGUUUUAGAGGAUGCAAAAGAUGAACAUAAAACCAGAGAAGCAGAGGUGGUGUUCACCCCUGGCUCCCCAACACCAAGCCCCCCACCUCUGCCCUCACCCAUCCCUGAGAAUGAGCUCCCCCUGGAAGAAAUAGAGCUCAACAUCAGUGAGAUUCCCCCUCCACCGCCAGUGGAGGUGGACGUGAGAAGCGUUGGCACUCGGGUCACAGAGGAAAGCCUGGGCCUUGCUGCCCUGGAUCCUGGCAGCAUCUCCAGCCUGAAGCAGCAGCUCUUGGACCUUGAGGAAGCAUUGUCUGGAAAAAUUGAGGAACUGGUCCAGGUGAGAGCUGCCCUCCAAGAACAGGAGGAGGAAAUCAAGGCUAAGGGGCAGAGGAUCCAAGAGCUCGAGUGCACUGUAGCUCAACUGGCAGGAAAGCUUAGCCAUGGGAACACCAAAGACGCUCAGGGCCAAACUGAUGCCACAGUCAACACCGACCCCCUCCUCGGACUCUCGGCCAGGCAGUCAUGUGACAAGAGCAUUGGUGUCAACCUUCUGAGCAGCAUGGGAUCUGAAAGUUGGAGGGCCAGAGGAGAGGAGAAUGGCCUCCUCUGGGGGCAGGACAGUCACAAACAGGGAGAUCAGAGCCCAGCAGAAUUCAUGCCACCAUCCCAGCUGUCACUGCCAGAGGACCCUGAGAUGGUCCUCACCUCUCCUUUAUGUAGCUGCUUCUCUACUGAGCUCAGGAUAGAAGAGGGAGGCUCUGAGCAGGAUGGAGACCCUCAGGUGGGAGCCGAGGGUCUGGUCAGAGGAGCAGGAGGCUCUUUAGGGAGCAGUGACAUAAAGGCUCCCCCAGCAGGGCAGGAGGAGGCCAGUUCAGAACUCCCAGGGAAGGAGGGCACACAAAGGCCACCAAGCUCACCCACAGAUGCCACCAUUGGGCAAUAUGUUAAGAAGAUCCAGGAGCUCCUGCAGGAACAGUGGAGCUGCCUGGAGCACGGGUACCCAGAGCUGGCCAGUGCCAUCAAGCAGCCCGCCUCCAAACUCAGCAGCAUCCAGCGCCAGCUCCUGAGCUCCCUCAACCUGCUGCUGUCUGCCUACUCAGCCCAGGCUCCACCCCAGAAGGAGUCCCCAGCCCCCUCCUCCUCACCACCACCAAUGGAAAUCUCCCCGUCGACCAGCCUUAAAUCCAUAAUGAAAAAGAAAGACUAUGGCUUCCGUGCAGGAGGUAAUGGGACCAAAAAGAACCUUCAGUUUGUUGGGGUUAACGGUGGCUACGAGACCACCUCAAGUGAGGAGACCAGUGGCGAGGACAGCUCCCCAGAAGACUUGUCUGACAGUGAGGCUGAGAAGAAGUGUGAUGGCCCAGAACAUAGGCGGGACAGAGACGCCCACUCCAGCUGCAAGGUGGGACAAGGCGUCUCUGAGAGCACCUGCGACACAGGCCAGGAAAGGGGACCUGGGGAAGAACCCCUUCUUCCCAAGGCUGAGCGAUACAAACCCUCUGAAGAAUUUCUUAAUGCAUGCCGGGCAUUGAGCCAGCAUCUGCCAGAAACUGAGACCACCACCGACCAGCUCUUGAAGCAAAGCUUGAACACCAUCAGUCAAGAGUGGUUUCGCGUUUCUAGCCGGAAGUCAUCCAGUCCUGCUGUGGUGGCCGCCUACCUCCAGCCUCACUCCCCACACUUCCUAAAGCUGCUCGUCAACUUGGCUGAUGGGAAUGGAAACACAGCCCUGCACUACAGUGUGUCCCACUCCAACUUCCCCGUCGUCAAGCUGCUGCUGGACACAGGCGUCUGCAACGUGGAUCAUCAGAACAAAGCUGGCUAUACCGCCGUGAUGAUCACUCCCCUGGCUUCUGCGGAGACCGAUGAAGACAUGGCUGUCGUCUGGAAGCUCUUAAGGGAAGGAAAUGUGAAUAUCCAAGCUACCCAGGGAGGCCAGACUGCACUGAUGCUGGGAGUCAGCCACGACAGGGUGGACAUGGUCCGAGCGCUGCUGAGCUGCCAGGCAGAUGUCAACCUGCAGGACCACGAUGGAUCGUCGGCCCUGAUGCUGGCCUGUCACCAUGGCAACGCGGACAUGGUGCAGCUGCUCCUGGCCCACCCAGCCUGUGACAGCAGCCUGACGGACAAGACUGGCCAAACAGCUCUGUCCAUCGCUCUGCACCAGCCUGCCCAUGUGGAAAUUGCAGGGCUUCUGCAGGCCCAUGUGGAGCGGGGCAGGCUCCUGGGGCUGUAGGGGCUGUGGAAGAACUGGCAGCCAGGAACAAACGGCUCCUUCUCUGGACUCCUCCCUCGCCCUUGGAGAGGGCACGGGUCACAGCUAGAAGGCCACCCCUCAAGAGGAAAAACUAUGUCAAAUAUGCACAUACAUUCCUGUUGUGUAAUUCUGCUCAGUAGGAUGCUUUGUAGUUUUGCCUUAGGCCAAGCCCCCAGACAACUCAGGCUGCAGAGCAGGAUGCAAGGUGCAGGGCGCUUUGGUGUCAUCUAAAAUCCCGGAUAUCUUCAGCCUGGAAUUCUUCAUGAUUCCACCCUUUGUAGCAUUGCUUAGUGAGCCGGCAGGCAGGAGCACAUUAGAAAAGCAAUACUUUUUACAUGGAAUUUUAAAGUGCACCAUCUUUUUGUUUUUUACCCAAAUAUGUAUGAAUAUGUCCCCUUGACUAUGCAUGUCUAGAGAAGAUGGGGGAGAUUUAAACAGUCGUCCUGUCAGUCAUUCUCUAGAAGAUCGUAGGAGAAUCACCAUGCAGACAGGUGACAAUGAACAAACUCCAUUUGGGGCCUGUGCCCACUUGGGGUGGACAAGAGAAAUCUUAAAUUCAGUCAAGGUAGAAAGAAGCACACUGGCGUCAGUGCCAGAUCUACAUCUAAACCACCUGUGAGCCAUUUAGCAGCUCCAGUUUGCUCCACGGAAAUUGGAAUUAAUCAGGAAAUCCAAUCCAGUGAAGCACACCACAUGUAUUUAGGCAGUCAGUUGCGUCAGCUAUUCUGAAAAAAAAACAAAUGAAUCAGAGUAUCCUCCUGGGGAUGGGUUCUUGCCAUCCAGAAGUCCCACAUUUCCUCCAUAGCUGUAUCCAUGGCCCUAUGGUAAUCCCAGCUCCUUCCAGCCCCGAUGAGCAAACUGUGAGCCCGCUGAGGUCCUGAGGUUUCUGCGGUCCCAGAUGGCAGACUCUUCUGGCCUGGGCCACAGCAGGCGUGUGGGAGCCAGGCAGAGCAGGCCUGCCCUGGGCUGGCAUCUCUCUCCCCUGCACAGUUCUCUCUUAAACUCCCAUAAUCCCAGGACUCAUACGUACGUGGCCCAUAUUCAGUAACUCACACAGGGUCAUCUACAAAUUUGUUCUUUCUUAAAGUCUCUUAUGCACAAAAUCACCUUAAGUGAAAAAGAAAGACAUCAGAGUUCAGUGAGCCUCACAUUGGAAACAAAAUCUUGAGAUCUUAUUUUGACUGAGAUGCCAAUUUGCUUGGUGCCCCUUGGGUGAGUCACAAAACCUCCUUGGGCCUUAGUUUCAUUGUCUUUAAAAACGAAACUUACACAACCUACCUCCUGGGGGUGUUGUGCAAGGCACAGAUGAUGGAAGUUUGGGAAUCCAGUUUUAAUCCAAGAAGACGGGAUACGGAAGUUUGCCGUUAGGAUUCACAAGAGAGGCUCACGGCCCCAGAGCAGGACACUGGCAUGUGACGGAGUUGCUCAGAGGUGGCAAGAAUGGAGCAAUUAAUAAGCUAAAAAUGUUAUAUAAAUGGGUUUGUUUUGACCUCAAAGCACACUUUAAGAGCAAAGCCCUACAUCAAUAAAUAUUUUACCCCAGUGCUUCUCAAACUCUGAUAUGUGCACAGAUCUCCCAAGUGUAGUAGGUCUGGGGGAGGGAAGGGGCCUGAGAUUCUGCAUUUCUAACCAGCUCCCAGGGGAUGCCAAUGCUGCUGGGCCACACCACACUUGGAGUAGCAAGGAUCUGGCCUUUGACUGUUUGUAUAUUAAAAUGCUGCCCCUCAA
This is a messenger RNA of Phyllostomus discolor (pale spear-nosed bat), 5352 nucleotides long. It is a transcript of the gene KANK4, whose product is annotated as KN motif and ankyrin repeat domains 4. Bases 574 to 3603 code for a protein of 1009 amino acids. Gene Ontology annotation, biological process: negative regulation of actin filament polymerization. The transcript has 10 exons. Gene Ontology annotation, molecular function: protein binding. NCBI's taxonomy places the organism in Eukaryota, Metazoa, Chordata, Mammalia, Chiroptera, Phyllostomidae. The record is from RefSeq and is a predicted model, not a curated record. Gene Ontology annotation, cellular component: cytoplasm; cytoskeleton.